Pieris macdunnoughi is the source of this 1851-nucleotide messenger RNA. Lineage: Eukaryota; Metazoa; Arthropoda; Insecta; Lepidoptera; Pieridae. The record is from the annotation of a GenBank genome assembly.
AUGGAGGCGGCUGGAGCAUUGGCGAGCUUGGCACCAUCGCCUAUCACCGUGCUAGGUCUGAUACCACUCCUGGCUCUCGGGAUUACGUAUUUCAGAUAUCAGCAAUUCGAUCCAGAAUCUUACAUAGCAGAUUUAAACACUAUUAUGCCGAUCUACGACUUCGUGAUUGUGGGCGGAGGUUCAGCAGGCGCUGUGGUCGCAUCUCGACUGUCAGAAGUUGGCAACUGGACAGUAUUACUACUGGAGGCUGGCCAAGAUGAAAACGAAAUUUCUGAUAUCCCUGCAUUGGCCGGCUACACACAGCUCUCUGAGAUGGACUGGAAAUUUCAAACAACGCCCUCUCACAACCGCUCAUAUUGUUUAGCUAUGAACGGCGAUCGCUGCAACUGGCCUCGAGGCAAAGUCCUCGGCGGUUCCAGCGUACUCAAUGCUAUGGUGUAUGUAAGAGGAAACAGAAACGACUAUGAUCUUUGGGAAGCUCUCGGAAACCAAGGCUGGUCGUACGAUCAAGUACUACCAUAUUUUCUUAAGUCAGAGGACAAUCGAAAUCCGUACUUAGCAGACACUCCUUACCAUGGCACUGGCGGAUAUCUAACUGUACAGGAGGCUCCGUGGCGUACACCACUAUCAGUGACUUUUUUAAAAGGCGGUAUGGAACUGGGUUACGAAUUUCGCGAUAUUAACGGCGCGAAACAAACCGGUUUCAUGUUGACCCAAGCGACUAUGCGCCGUGGGAGUAGGUGCAGUACGGCCAAAGCUUUUAUCAGACCGGUUCGUCAUAGAGAGAACUUACACGUCGCUUUAGGUUCGCAAGUCACGAGACUGUUGAUCAACCCCGUCAAAAAGCAAGCAUACGGAGUUGAAUUCUUCCGCAAUGGCGAACGUCAUAAAGUCAGAAUUAAGCGAGAAGUCAUUAUGUCUGCCGGUGCCCUCGCAAGUCCUCAAAUACUCAUGCUUAGCGGGAUCGGGCCGGCGGAACAUUUGAAGGAACACAACAUCCCUGUUGUAGCUAAUUUAAAGGUUGGGCACAACUUGCAAGACCACGUCGGCUUAGGCGGUUUAACAUUCGUCGUCAAUAAGCCUGUUACAUUUAAAAAAGACAGAUUCCAAUCUCUCUCCGUCGCCAUGGACUACAUUUUACAUGAAAAGGGACCAAUGACCACACAAGGUGUGGAGGGAUUAGCCUUCGUCAAUACAAAAUACGCUCCUACUUCCGGUAAUUGGCCCGAUAUACAAUUUCACUUUGCACCAAGUUCAGUGAACUCAGACGGCGGCGAGCAAAUACGGAAAAUUCUCAACAUACGUGAUAGAGUGUACAAUACAGUGUACAAGCCGAUAGAAAGCGCUGAAACCUGGACGAUACUUCCACUACUAUUGCGUCCAAAAAGCACUGGAUGGAUAAAACUGAAAAGCCGUAACCCAUUCCAACCUCCCUCGAUUGAGCCUAAUUACUUCGCUUAUAAGGAGGACAUACAAGUUUUAACAGAAGGCAUUAAGAUCGCCUUUGCCCUGUCAAACACAACAGCGUUCCAGCGCUACGGGUCACGACCCCAUACAAUUCCUCUGCCUGGGUGCCAACACCACCCCCUAUUCAGCGAUGAAUAUUGGGAGUGCUGCUUAAAACAUUUCACAUUCACAAUAUACCAUCCAACCAGUACGUGUAAAAUGGGCCCGAAGUAUGACCAAAGUGCGGUAGUUGAUGCGAGGUUACGUGUCCAUGGGGUUGCCAAUUUAAGAGUGGUGGACGCAAGCAUCAUGCCCACAAUUAUAAGUGGCAACCCCAAUGCUCCAGUGAUUAUGAUAGCUGAGAAAGCGUCAGAUAUGAUCAAAGAAGACUGGCUUGUGUUAUGA